AGGUCUCCAGGCUCAUGCAUAGAACUCCAGCUCCGCAUGGUGCACAUCACCUCUGCUGACUGCAGGGGGCGACUGACUGAAAGACCGUAAGCAGCUCCAUUGAUAGCCGGUCAAAGAGCGCCACCGCUCGCUUGUACUAUAUAUUUCCCCACAUUAGGUCCCCUUGACUGUCUCCUUCAGAGUGGGCUUGCAGGCAGACACAGCUGACUUUCAACCGAGCUGGCCGGUGUCCUUACAGUACGGGUGAAAAAAGGGACCUUGCAAUGAUCUCGCUGGACUUCAAUUUCAACAUCUUGACAAGGGACCUGUCGCAUUAUCUGGAAAAUCAAGUGAAAGUUGGGCUGUUCGGUUCGGGUGUAGGAUUGUCUCUGGUUCUGGGCUUUAGCGCAGCGUACACCUGCUACUAUUUGAUUUCUGUAGCGAAGAAGCCACAGCUCAUCUCAGGGGGUAAAAAGUUCUACCAGUUUCUGAAGGAGCAAUGUCCAGUAGUGUCAGAGACCUACUACCCCACCUUUUGGUGCUGGGAGAGCCGCAUCCAGACUCUGUUGAGGCCCUUUGUCACAGCCAAACCAGGGGUUGUCUACAGAAAUGAGCUUAUUAAGGCAGCAGAUGGAGGACAGAUCUCUUUGGAUUGGUUUGACAACGACGACAGCUUCUCUCAUCCCGACCCUGCCACCAGGCCCACAGUCCUCCUUCUCCCCGGCCUGACCGGCACCAGCCGAGAGUCCUACAUCCUGCACAUGGUCCAACAGAGCAGGGAUCUGGGCUAUAGAUGCGUGGUGUUCAACAACAGAGGCGUGUCUGGUGAAAUGCUGCUGACCCCGAGGACCUACUGUGCAGCCAACACAGAGGAUCUGGAGACUGUAAUUGAGCACAUCCAGAGGACUAAUGAAGCUGCUCCACUCAUGGCUGCUGGAGUAUCAAUGGGCGGGAUGAUGCUGGCCAACUACUUGGGACGCAAGGGCCGGGAAACCUGUCUGAAAGGGGUCGUGGUCUUUUCGGCGGGCUGGGAUGUGUUUGAGUGCACUGCUUCACUGGAAAAACCCCUGGACCGUUUCCUCUUCAACUCCUACCUCACCAGCUGCCUACAAGCGUCUGUGCACAGACACAGACCAGUGCUCGAAAAGUGUUACGACAUCGAUCAUGUCAUGAAGGCGAGGACCAUUCGAGAGUUUGACGAGAGGUUCACCUCCAUAAUGUUUGGCUAUCCUACCAAUGAUGACUAUUACCACGAUGCCAGUCCUGUCCACAGGCUGAAAUCUGUACAGGUGCCAAUGCUGUGUCUGAAUGCGGCUGAUGACGUCUUUUCCCCGUCUCAUGCCAUUCCAGUGGAGACAGUGAAGCAGAAUCCCAACCUGGCCCUGCUCAUCACCUGUCAUGGCGGCCAUAUUGGUUUCCUCGAGGGCCUGUGGCCUCGGCAGAGCACAUACAUGGACCGAGUCUUCAAGCAGUUUGCUAAGGCGGUCAUCGAGCAAGGAAGCCGACUCAAAGACCUCUCCUGAUAAGAGAACUUAACAAAGUGUUCCUCUAGUUUUACUUCCUUACUUUCUCUCUCUCUUUCUCUCUCUCUCUCUCUUUCUUUCUUCUUUGAUCUUUUUGUUCAUUUUUGCCAUCCAUUUUUCCUCCUUGCAUUCCAUACUUUAGUCCUUCCAUUUCUAAUUCCAUUCUUCCCUGUUUUUUUUCUUCCUUCCUUCUUUCAUUCCUUUAACCUUUUUUCCUCUUUCAUCCCUCCUGCAUUCCAUCCAUCCUUUAUUCCUUCUUUCUCUACCUAAUCCUAUUCUGCCCAUAUCCUUCCCUUCAAUGGCUUUUAUCGUUACCCUCAAUCCUUCCGUCCCAUUCUUCUUCCUGCCACUAGCAAAAAACAGUAUUCUUUCUCAUUUCAAAGGCACAUCGUGUUGAAUGCAGCAUUUGUUGCAUUCAACAUUCAUUUAUUUAUUCCAUACAGUUAACGAGUCAUUGUAUGUAAUCAUACUCUCAAAAAUAUGCUUAUUAAAAACAAGCAUAGCUGUUCAUGUCACUGUUGAAAAGCUGAAUCCAUGCUCAUCAUGUUUAGUUGCAUUAGCUAGCUAAAAGAAAUUCUGCGAUUACCUUGUGCAAUUAUUAUUUUAUUUUAUUUUUUAAGUUAACACAAGUACUGUACAUGAAAAUCCAGUCUUUGUUCAUGAAGCGUCCUUCCAUACUCAUAUCUGUAGGAUUUUAGCCCUCAGGGAUUGUCUUCAUUUACUCAUAAAACUUUUCCUUCCUGUGUAAUUUGUUCUCCUUUAGCAUUUAUUUUCCUCCUUUAAAGGUGUAUGUUAUUUUCUAUUUGACAUAUUUCUUUUCUUUAAAGUAAUAGUUCAGUAUUAUGGGAAAUACGCUAAUUUCCUUUCUUGUGGAGGAUUAGAGAAAAAAAAAUUGACACCACUCUCAUGUCAGUUCAUUAAAUGUGAAAUUACAGCCAGCAGUCAGUUAGCUUAGCUUAGCUUAGCUUAGCUUAGCAUAAAGACUGGAAGCAGGAGAAAACAGAUAGUUUGGCACUGGGGAUUUGGUUCACACAGAGCCAAGCCAGUUUUUUCCCACUACCUCCAGUCUUCAUGCUAAGCUAAGCUAACCGAUUCUUCAUAUUUUUGAAUGCGAGAGUGGUAUUAAUCUUGUCAUCUAACUCUUGGCAAGAGAGCAAAUUAGCAUAUUUACCAAAUCUUCCUUAACCAUUUGCAUGCACUUUUACUUUCACACAUUCUAGCUUUACACAUACCAAAUAGUUUUACAAAUGUAUAAUAUUGGGGAAUAUUUCAUUAAUGACAAGGAAUGUGAAAUUGCACUGUUUUAGUUGAUGCUAUCACGACUCUAAUUCCUUAAUGCAAGACACUUCAUUUCAUUCGAUAUAUGAAAGUAGAUCCCGAAGGCUGAGGAAAGCAGUGUAAGGAUUCAAUGAGGUUUUCUUUGUGAAAAUGUUGAUGGUUUUUAUAGCAAGUAAGUCUGAGGGUGCUAGAUACAGUGAUGUGAAUGAAGUAAUGCACAUAGGAAGACAGAGAGUGUACAUAGUGGCUGUUUGAAGUGGUGAAUGUUGCUUUACAAGGUGCAUAGUAUCAUUAAUGGAAGCUGGUUGUCAGUCGCGGUUUGUUUUUGUUUCGCCAACAAUGAUCAAGGGGCUGGCUACCGUGUAUGAGUUGGCAUCGAUGAAACGGGCAGAUCUGACUGGCUGCCAGACUCAGUAAUGCACUGCAUGAGGGAUUUUGACUUCCUGUUCCUGUGGAAAUUUGGUGUCUGUUUGUUCUGCCAAGUGUCCAUCGAGUAGCAUGUGUCUCAUCAACGUCAUCAUGUCCUGAAGCUUAACAUCACCUUGUAAUCUGUAGCACAAAGUACAGGUUUGUUUGUUUUUUUUUGUUGUUGUUUUUUUUCAUAGGAUGCUGCAUUUCAUUUUGUACACUACAUAAAAAAGAAAAAGUACAUUCAUUUAACAUGUGCAGCAAUAAGAUUUUAAAUUUAAAAAAUAUAUCAAUAGUAUAGUAAGUACCAGUAUAUGCACAUUAUCAACAUGAGUGUAAUAUGCUGUAUUUAAUAAAUUAUUAAACAGAGUCUACGUCAGUUUGUGGGCUGUGACUUGUGCUUCUGUGUGUAAUGAGUGUAUAGGAUUGUUCAACUGACUGUGGACUGCAGGGUAAGUAAUUGACUGCACCUUUGUCAGCAAUUCAUUCAUUCUUUCUUUCUUUGCUUAUGACAUAUGGGUUUUACAUCUGUGGAUAAAUACUGAUAAGACCCAGACUGCUGGGUCAGUCCCACGACACUAACACAGGACUUCAUCCACACUUGUCCCCUGAAGUGAAGACAAUCAACAGUCCUGCCCCUGUGUGGCUCGUGUGUCUCUGCAGGGUCACACUCUCUCUCUCCUUCUGCAUCACACUGCUGGGUUUUGGUCCCUGGAAUCGACUCACUCCACACUCACAGGCUUAAAAGCUGAUAGGAUAUGCAUUGCUGCAGUAGUGGAUGUGAGCCACCAAAGGCAAACUGUAAUCCCCUGGCACUCCACUUACCUUCACCCCAACCCCCCCAGUAAGCCCACAGACAGAUGAGCUUUGGUUUUAGCUAGAUGGUUUAUGGAAGUCUGAGAGUAAUUAGAGUAGACUG
Messenger RNA from Scatophagus argus, 4107 nucleotides. RefSeq names its product abhydrolase domain containing 3, phospholipase (gene abhd3). Gene Ontology annotation, biological process: medium-chain fatty acid catabolic process; medium-chain fatty acid biosynthetic process; phosphatidylcholine metabolic process. The coding region runs from base 264 to 1502 and encodes 412 amino acids. Gene Ontology annotation, molecular function: acetylesterase activity; A2-type glycerophospholipase activity; glycerophospholipid phospholipase A1 activity. Lineage: Eukaryota; Metazoa; Chordata; Actinopteri; Scatophagidae. The record is from RefSeq and is a predicted model, not a curated record. The transcript is spliced from 9 exons.